Messenger RNA from Aplosporella prunicola CBS 121167, 546 nucleotides. RefSeq lists its product as uncharacterized. The record is from RefSeq and is a predicted model, not a curated record. Gene Ontology annotation, molecular function: NADH dehydrogenase activity. The transcript has a single exon. Gene Ontology annotation, biological process: aerobic respiration. The annotation marks the transcript as partial. Gene Ontology annotation, cellular component: membrane. Lineage: Eukaryota; Fungi; Ascomycota; Dothideomycetes; Botryosphaeriales; Aplosporellaceae.
AUUAUAUAUAAUUCUUCCGUUAUCUCUAUUCUAGAAAUACUAUCUUUAACUGUUCCAGUAUUAUUAUCCAUAGCUUAUGUUACUGUUGCAGAAAGAAAGACAAUGGCUUCCAUGCAGCGUAGAUUAGGUCCUAACUCUGUAGGUUAUUUAGGUUUGUUACAGGCAUUUGCAGAUGCAUUAAAACUAAUAUUAAAAGAAUAUGUAUCACCUACACAGGCUAAUAUUAUAUUAUUUUUUUUAGGCCCUAUUAUAACUCUUAUAUUUUCUUUAUUAGGUUAUGCUGUCAUUCCUUAUGGUACAGGCUUAACUAUCGCAGAUAUUAAUUUAGGAAUACUUUACGUAUUAGCUAUGUCUUCGUUAUCUACAUACGGUAUAUUGUUAGCAGGUUGGUCAGCUAAUUCAAAAUAUGCUUUUUUAGGUUCACUUAGAAGUACAGCUCAAUUAAUAAGUUAUGAAUUAAUUUUAAGUACUGCUAUUUUAAUAGUUGUUUUACUUACUGGUAGUUUAAACUUAACUGUAAAUAUAGAAGCUCAAAGAUCUAUUUGA